GAGGCGGGCGCCAGAGAGAGGCUCGUCGUUUGUUCUCUGCCUGAAAAGGAGAACCUGAGAAGGAGGGCGACCAGGAGACGGCUGGCGAGAGAAGGAAGAGGAGGUCCGAGUGUAAUCCGAGACGGCGGGCGCGGCCCGGUGAGAAGGGUUUGGUUUACUCGCGGAACCUGCUGGGCAGCUCGAGAAAGGAGAAGCGGCAGGAAGGGCGCAUCAGGAGUCCCCGAAGAGGAGAAACGCUCGACCAAGCGGGCGGCGCCGAGAAAAACUCACGCCACUCUUUACCUGGUGAUGGCUUUUCACCGCAGGGUCGUAUUGCCCCUGGUGGCGCUCCUUGCUUUCAUCGCCACCGUGUACGGCGAUUGCACAUGUGAAAAGAACAAGCGAGUAACAAACUGUGCAUUAAAUAAUAAUCAGGAAUGCAAAUGCGUUUCUUUGGGGUCUGAUGUUACAGUGUCCUGUGGAACGUUGACCUCAAAAUGCUUACUGAUGAAGGCAGAAGUUACUGGCUUAAGGGGUAGAAAGCGACCAAGUCAGGCUUUUGUAGACAACGACGGCAUUUAUAAUCCAGAGUGUGACCAUAAUGGCAACUUCAAAGCUAAACAGUGUAAUGGGACAAGCACUUGCUGGUGUGUUAACUCUGCUGGAGUACGAAGAACUGAAAAGGGUGAUGCAAACAUCACAUGCGAUGAAGUAGUACGGACAAGCUGGAUUAUUAUUGAAACGAAACCUGUAAAUACUGCUUUGGAUGCACAGUCUGUUGAGAGGGCCUUUACAGAAGCACUUGUUCAACGCUACCUCUUGAAAGAAAAACACAUAAAUGUUGCGUAUGAUAACAGUUAUAUCACUGUUGACCUGAAACAAAAUGCUUCAGAGAAAUCUGCAAGUGAUGUGGAUAUAGCUGAUGUAGCAUACUACUUUGAAAAAGAUGUCAAAGGGGACUCCAUACCCAUUCAGUCACUCUGGAACAUUACAGUCCGAGGAGAACCUCUGCAGCUUCAAGACACUCUGAUCUACUAUGUUGAUGAAAAGCCACCAGAGUUCUCAAUGAAACGCUUGACUGCUGGAGUAAUUGCUGUCAUUGUCGUUGUCGCAUUGGCAAUAGUUGCUGGCAUUCUUGUACUGGUUUUUACUAGAAGAAAGACGGGGAAAUAUGAGAAAGCUGAGGUAAAGGAAAUGAAUGAAAUGCACCGAGAACUAAAAUCCUAACUGCUGUAAUAAGGAUCACAAGAUAAACAUAAUAUGAAAACUGAAGAUUAACUAUAUGGACUCUUCAUUUGUACACAGUGAAUAUCUGUAGCUUUAGUAAAGAUGUAGGAUUUCUACAGGCACGUUGCGUUUUCAGGGAUAAGACAUAGCAUGUUCAGAUGAGUCCUCCUUUGUCACAGUUAUUGUAACAUUUUAAUGAUGCCUUACUGUUAAGUGUAUACUAAACAAGAAGUAUGUUUUGAAAGUUCUAGAGGAUGUUUGGCCCACUUUGGCUGCCAGACUUGUCUCUUGCAUACAGUGAAGUGUAUUGUGCUUUUUAAAAUGUCUGUAAAUAUUUUUGCUGGAAUUUUUUUACAAGUGAUGAACUUAAUAAAUUCUGGAACCAAUUUGUUGCUGGUUCCUUGAUAUUCGUAGAACAACCACCAUAUGAAACUAGUGUCCUUUA
Gekko japonicus is the source of this 1651-nucleotide messenger RNA. RefSeq names its product epithelial cell adhesion molecule (gene EPCAM). The transcript has 9 exons. Gene Ontology annotation, cellular component: membrane. The coding region runs from base 289 to 1206 and encodes 305 amino acids. The record is from RefSeq and is a predicted model, not a curated record. NCBI's taxonomy places the organism in Eukaryota, Metazoa, Chordata, Lepidosauria, Squamata, Gekkonidae.